This is a messenger RNA of Penicillium daleae, 1758 nucleotides long. RefSeq lists its product as uncharacterized. Bases 1 to 1758 code for a protein of 585 amino acids. Gene Ontology annotation, cellular component: nuclear chromosome. Gene Ontology annotation, molecular function: DNA-binding transcription factor activity; DNA binding. The transcript is spliced from 5 exons. The record is from RefSeq and is a predicted model, not a curated record. Lineage: Eukaryota; Fungi; Ascomycota; Eurotiomycetes; Eurotiales; Aspergillaceae. Gene Ontology annotation, biological process: meiotic cell cycle; positive regulation of transcription by RNA polymerase II.
AUGAAUACUUCUAAAGACCUCCAUCUAGCUACUCUCCUUUCCGAGCCUUUUACCAUGAUGGACUGCCCCGUCACCACUCAUGGGGACUAUAUCAACUCCCAGGUGACAGGGUUCCCAACCGAUGAGGACGACAACGACCAACGAGUCGGAGGGCUCGCCUCCAUGCAUGUCACUAACGGCGUGCGGUACCACGCACCGCAGUCUGCGAUGCAAGACUUGCAUUAUCCCAGCUCGGCUGCACUCGCUAUGACUCCUCCUGAUUCCUGUUCUGACUCGUUCUCCCCAACGUCAGGCCCUCUAUUUCCUCAUAUGGCCCAGCACCAACAUCCCUUUGAUCGAAUGCCAGAUUAUCGUCGAGUACCGUCUCUUCAGCCUCCUACCGGUAUGUCAGCAGCAAUGCAAAGUCCAGUGCACUCUGUGAGCUCUAUAUCGGCAUUGAUGGGACGCAACAAUGCCUAUUCAUCCUCAUAUGCACUUCAGCGAGGCAUGGGCUUGCCACUGAGCGGAAUUAAUGAUGUUUCUCGUGGUCAUGGGUAUUCAGGCACUCCUCGAGGUCUGGAUGUUCUGGAGCGAAAUCAGACCGCCCUAUACCAGCAGCCUCAAGUUGAAUCCCCACAGCGUCCGCAUGCACCGAUAGAAGCACCACCAUUCGAAGAGACGAGUGUUCUCGAGUCAAUUGUCGCAGACUUUGGAGGCACCCAGCAAACCGUCAAACCUGAGGUAUAUGCAAAGAUUGGGCGUGGUUUCUUUCCAUCUGAUAACAAGUGGACGUGCUACCGACGGAAUUACUUUGCUGUAACCUGCAGCUUCAGUUUGCAUCCAUGGCCAUCGAACGUUCCUCUCUACAUUCGCCAUGCGGAUCAGACCCUGGAGCCGAUCCGUGGCUUUGCCAUGUCCAUUUCUGCCAUAGUCAAUGGGCAGUAUGGAGAAACUCGAGAGCUCAUACAGCAUACUCCUAAGCGGGAUAAACAAUCAGAGCGCGCACCUCCUCGAGUGAACCUGCAACCCUCGCCACCCCAAUCACUCACAUCAACCUCCGCCACAAACGGAACUCAUGGUUUCCCACUGGGAUCACAAUCGUUGGACUACAAUCCCUCAUUCGCCAGCGCAGCUCAGCCUCCACAAUCACACAUGUUUGAGCGGAUCCAAUUCCAAAAAGCCACAGCCAACAACGGCAAGAGACGCGCCCAGCAGCAAUUCUACAACCUCGUCGUCGAGCUGCAAGCCGAAGUCGCUGGUCCGGUUGGUGGAGAACCACAGUGGGUUCUCAUUGCCCGUCGACACUCACACUCAAUGGUCGUGCGAGGUCGUUCCCCGGGUCACUACAAGGACGGCAGACGCGAUAGCACCGCCAGCAUGGGACCGGAGGGAGACAGUGGAGAUGGCAGCGGUAGUACGCUCCCCCACGUAAUGGGACAAGCAGCACGCUCUCACCUGCUUCUGUACGACACGCCUCAUCGGGGAAGCCUGCCCUACAGCCGAACAGACUACCGCCAGAUGCCGACAGCCGAGCAUUCGCCAUUGAGCGAUAGCCCGCUCGUCUCAUCAUCUUCCUCGUCUGGCUUCGACUAUUCCAUGAUCAACGAUACCAUGAAUCCUAUGGACACGCUGAAGCCCGAGUCCUCAUUGGACCCCUACCAGGACCCAUUUACAGGGGUAACCAGUACCCAGCGCACCAGCACGGGCGGGUUUGAUCCUGUCUACUCAACCUACAACGGGUACAGCACGAUCCAUAACACGCGUAGUCUGUGCACCUAG